Messenger RNA from Corvus hawaiiensis (hawaiian crow), 2240 nucleotides. RefSeq names its product nudix hydrolase 19 (gene NUDT19). The record is from RefSeq and is a predicted model, not a curated record. Gene Ontology annotation, molecular function: hydrolase activity, acting on acid anhydrides, in phosphorus-containing anhydrides. The transcript is spliced from 3 exons. NCBI's taxonomy places the organism in Eukaryota, Metazoa, Chordata, Aves, Passeriformes, Corvidae. Gene Ontology annotation, cellular component: mitochondrion. Bases 86 to 1204 code for a protein of 372 amino acids.
CCCCGCGCCCGCGGCUGCAGUGGCUCCUCCGGGGGCGCAGGCGGCGGUGCCGCCCGGCUGCAGCAGCGCCCUGCGCCUCGCCAAGAUGAACCCGCGGCUGCGGCACUGGCGGGAGGCGGCCACGCUGCUGCUGGCGGCGGGCACGCCGGGCCGGCCGCCGCGCUCCCCGCUCGGCCCCUUCGACUACGAGCUGCUGCUGCUGCGCCGGAGCUCCCGCAGCGGCUUCAUGCCCGGCGCCCACGUGUUCCCGGGCGGGCUGGCGGAGCCGGCGGAUUUCUCCGCCGAGUGGCUGAGGCUGCUGCCCGCCUCGCCGCACUGCGGGCUACGUGCCGUGAAACCGCCGCCACCCGGCGGCAGCCGCGCCCCGCUCUUCGCCACCGACCGGGAAAGCCUGGGCUCGCCGCUGCCGGGGGAAGUCGCCUUCCGCAUCUGCGCUCUCAGGGAGACCUUCGAGGAGGCGGGGAUCCUGCUGCUGGUGCCGGGGCGCGGGCCGGCCCCGCCGCUGCCCGCCGAGCGACUGCCGCCCGCCGCCGAGCUCGAGGAGUGGCGGCGCCGGGUGCGGGAGGACGCGUCCUGCUUCCUGCGGCUGUGCCAGCACCUGGGCUGCGCGCCCAACAUCUGGGCGCUGCACGAGUGGAGCAACUGGCUGACGCCCGUGGGCAGGGCCGGCCGCGGCGGCCGCCGGUAUGACACGGCUUUCUUCCUGUGCUGCCUGGAGCAGCGGCCGCCCCACGCCUCGCAGGACGACCAGGAGGUGACAGCCGUCCUGUGGUCAUCACCUCCAGAAGCCAUUGAACGCUUUCAGUCUCAAGAGAUCUGGUUUCCUCCACCGCAGUUUUAUGAAUUCUGUAGGCUGUGCAACUUCUCUUCCCUCGGGGAGUUGCAGAGGUUCAGCUCCGCGCGCGCUCUCGAGGGCUGUGAGCGCUGGAUGCCGGUGAUGCUGAGUGCUCCAGAUGGCUUCAUCCAGCUGCUGCCGGGAGAUGAGUUAUAUCCAGAAGAUCCAGAUUAUACAGGAGAAAAGAAAAUCAGUAUGUCAACAGAUAAGAAGGUUGAAGAUCUCAUGAAAGAGGGUGGUAUAUUUCACAGGAUAGUAAUAAAAAGCAUCAACAAUCUUGCUGUCUAUGUUAAUAUUCAAGCAAAAUAUAAGCAUAUAAAUCCAUUGAUGAUGAAGUGUGAUAAUUCAGAUUACAAUAGCAGAUUAUAAUAUUUCUUUGGUUUAAAUCUAGAAUAAUUUUAAUUACAUUUAUGCUCACUGUGGUUUUGGUGCUUUCUAACUGUUGCCAAAUAGUCAUGAAACUAUUCCUCUGUCCUGCCAAAGCAUUAGGUCUGUGUGUGUGUGUGUGAUGUCACAUCUAUGUGUAUUUAAUUCUUCGAGUCUUUAAAAACAGUUGUGCCACUGUUGGGCCGCAAUUGUCCUAAGUAUAUAUUGUCUUCAGAGCAAGUAUGUUUUGAAUUGAAGAAUUCUUUCAUUAUGCUUUCCAAAGUCACCCAUUAGAUAACUGCAAUGUGUGUGUAGAAAUGAAUGAAAUCUCCCAUUCUAUAUUUGUUGACAUCUCCAGUCUAGUCUCUCUUUUAGCUUGGAGAAAAGCAAUGUAUGUAUAGAUAUAUAGAUAUAUAUAUAUAAAUUAACUAUAAUGCAAUUUUUAAAAUAAUAUUAUAAAGUUAAUUUUUAUAUUUGAUAUAUUUAAAUUCUUUCUACUAAUAGUAAUCAUUCAAAACUUUACAAUUUUCAAAGGUAGACUUAAUUUAAACAAAGUCAUCUAUGGAAUUGAGUGCAUUCUUUUUAUCGUUAUUUUUUUAUCUUCAAGCUGUAAGCAAUUUAAAAAAUAAAAGAGUAUAAUUUUUUAGCUCAAAAAGAUGUCAACAACUUAAAGGAAUGAUACAUCUCCUUGAAACACCCACUUCCAUAUUCUAACAUCCCACUUUUUGCUUCUUAACUACUUUACUAAUACAUCUGAGAUUUAAGAACUUCAUAGGAAAGAUUGCUGCUUAAUUUUUGGUUUGGAUUUUUUGUUUGAUUGGAUUUGUCUUUUCUUUUGUGCAAUAAAUGCAGUCAAUGGAGCAGUUUUAUAAAUUGUUUAUCUGGAAGGAGAAUGAAUGAUGAUUUGAAAUUAGUCAGUAAAGUUGUGCAGAAAGCUUUGUUCCAGCUUUUGUUCUGUGUUUCAAUUAAAACCUUCUGCAUCAAUUCCAUUCAAUUGGUUUGUAGCUCAUUUGGAUUAAAAAAAAAACACCGAAAAAAA